Messenger RNA from Moneuplotes crassus, 1999 nucleotides. Lineage: Eukaryota; Ciliophora; Spirotrichea; Euplotida; Euplotidae. The record is from the annotation of a GenBank genome assembly.
GUUUAGAAAAUCUUAGAUGGAAAAAUGCUCUCCAGAGAAGGUGACCUCCCUUACCAGAGGAGGAAUUCAGAAAAUUUAUGAAAUGGAAAACAAAGAUGAAGAAAGAAAUGAAGAGAAGAUCUACCUCCAAGUACUUCAGCUUAGAAUGUACGAAGAAAGUGAGAAGAAUAAAUCAGUCAAACAGAAGUUUAUACUUUCAGAUGGAAUCUCUUCCUCCAUCGUCUUUCUCGACAGAAAGAGAUAUAACAAGAACAAAGGGAACUCCAGUAUGAUUAAAGUCCAUGAUAUUGUAUACAUCAAGAGAGUUGCAAAGAAGCUCAAUGCAACAAAACCAUACCUCUUUUGAUUAGAUGUUCCAAUCCUUGUUUACACUGGUCUUAGGAGAAAGAUAGGUCGGCCUCAUGAUUACAGCAACAACCUUAAAUCAAACUCAUUGGAAAAUGAUAAAAUAGAUAUUUCCAUUCCUGAAGAAAUCUUAUCUAAAUAUGACCAGAUGGAAGACGCCCAAACAGAUGAUCACUUUGAAGUGCCAUCUCUUCCGAGUGGCGCUUUGAACGACCAGAAUAGCUUCAUGCCUAUAAAAGCUCUCAACUCCUUUGUUCCGGAAUGGAAGAUCAAAGCCAAAGUAAACAUGAAAGGAGAGAUAAAAAGAUGGAAUAAUGCUAGAGGAGAGGGAUACCUUCUCAACAUAAAUCUAAUCGAUUUCAAAGGCGAUAUGAUUCAGGCAACUUUCUUCAAAGAGGCAGUUGACAAGUUUGAGCCGAUACUUGAGGAAGGGUCUGUGUAUACCUUCUCCAACGGAUCCAUCAAAAAUGCUAAUAAGAAGUUUUCUACUAUUCCAAAUGACUUCUGUAUAAACUUUGGGACUGAGGCCGAAAUAGAACGAGUUGAAGAUGACGGAUCCAUCUCCUCUCCACAAGUGAGCUAUACCCCAAUUAGUACUAUCCAAGCCAUCGAGAGUGGGAGCUGAAUUAACGUAAUAGGCGUUAUCCUUGAAUACUCAGACUUGGAGACUAUCAGACUCAGAUCAGGUGGAGAGAAAAGUAAAAGAAUGAUAGAAAUCGCAGAUAACUCAGAUAACCACGAGGGGUGCUCCAUUAAAAUUUGUUACUGGGGUGAAAAAUCUAGGAAACUUAAUAUCCAAGUUGGAGAUAUAGUUUCAUUUACCUCCCUGAAAAUAAGUGAUUACAACGGUAAAUCUCUCAACACCAGUUCAGAUACCACCACUACCACAAAUCCUAUCUCCAAAGAAACUAAAUAGCCUUAAAAAGUGGUAUGGAGAAAUCCAAGAGAAAGCUAAUUUCAAAUCCCUCACUGAGAGCAGAAGCGAUUUUGACAAAAGGAGUUCUCAGAAUGUCAGGACGAUCGCAGAGAUAAAGAAUUUAGUGGAAAUGGCUCCUCAAUACGGUAUGGACAUCAGCUCUAACUUCUACGUAAUUAACGGCUAUGUAUCAUAUAUUAAAGCCGAUGAAAAGGCUACCUACCUUGGCUGUCCAGAUUGAUAUAGAAAGGUAUACCAAGAUUAUGAAGGCCAUUUCUACUGUGAAAAAUGAGCAAAAUCUCUUGAAAAAGGAGGACAGUAUAUUUAUAUGCUUACAGCAAGAAUCUCUGAUGCAACAGAUUCGUUAUUUGUUAACCUUUACAGAGAUAAUGCUAAUCCAAUCAUGGGAGGAAUGACAGCUGAUGAAUAUAGUAGGUUCCGUGAAGAUAACCUCACUAAAGUUGAUGAGAAGAUAGACCAAAGAACAUUGGCCCUGUUCAAGGAUAAAAUUACUUCAAAUUACUUCAAGCAUCAUUCUAUUUUAAUUAGAAUCAAGCCUGAAGAGCAUAAUAAUGAGAUCAGAUUUAAGUAUGCAGGAACUACAUCUAUAUAAAAGGAAAUAAUCCUAGUUCAAAUGACAAUAAAUAUAUCCAAUUCAGCUUUAAGAAAGACAACCAGAAUUUAUUAGACAGACUCGAAUGAUACUCCAAUAAACCAGACUGAUGACUGUACUAUUAA